AUGUUCCUGGUGGGCCUGUCAGGGGGAAUCGCAUCGGGGAAAAGCACCGUUGUAUCAAUCCUUCGAGAGUUGGGCUGUGCUGUGAUUGAUGCAGAUGUCAUUGCCAGACAGGUGGUCCAGCUGGGGACCCCGGCCUACAAUCAGAUCGUGCACCAUUUUGGAGAAGAAGUUUUGCUAAAAAGUGGAGAGUUGGACCGUGAGAAGCUGGGAACUCUUGUCUUCUCCAGUCCUGAAAAGAGGGCUCUACUUAACUCGAUCACCCACCCCCCCAUACGCAAAGCAAUGCUAAGGCAGACACUGCGGUACUUUUUUCUAGGAUAUCGAUAUGUGAUCCUUGACAUCCCAUUGUUAUUUGAAACGAGGACCCUGAUGCGUUAUAUGAAGCUCGCUGUACUUGUUUACUGUGACCCCCAGACGCAAGUGGAGCGGCUGAUACGGAGGAGUGGCCUGUCAAAGGAGGAGGUCCAGAACCGUCUAGCAGCACAGUUACCAAUUGACAGCAAACUGCCACUUGCUGAUCAUGUUAUCGACAACUCCGGAGACAGAGACAGCACAAGGCGGCAAGUUCUACAACUCCACGCUAAACUGGAGUCAUCCUUAGGCUAUCUACCGACUCGAAUUGCCGCAGUGGCCAUGGCUGCUGGGCUUGUGGCUUUAAUGUGGCACCUUGUUCGGCGAUUAUGGCAGUAG
Molecule: messenger RNA, 690 nt
Organism: Staurois parvus
Lineage: Eukaryota; Metazoa; Chordata; Amphibia; Anura; Ranidae
Source: the annotation of a GenBank genome assembly